UCGACUGGACGCGUGUACGCAUGCGCACACAGGCAGCGGUGUGUGAGCAAAAGAGGUAAACAGAUUCUGUUGAUGUGUUAAAACGGACCAAAAAUGGAGACACCGAAAGAUGUGCAACCACCCAAGCAGCAGCCCAUGAUCUACAUAUGUGGAGAGUGUCACACUGAAAAUGAAAUCAAGGCCCGUGAUCCAAUCCGAUGCAGAGAGUGCGGUUACAGGAUCAUGUAUAAGAAGAGGACAAAGAGAUUGGUUGUUUUCGAUGCCAGAUGAAGAAGAGGUGAUCAGCUGUUUUGUUAUUGCUGUGUGUAAUUUUUGUAGUUUGUUUGGAUGUAAAUAAACAGACAUUCAGACCUUUCUGAAUGAUGUUGAAAAUC
Molecule: messenger RNA, 374 nt
Organism: Pleuronectes platessa (European plaice)
Lineage: Eukaryota; Metazoa; Chordata; Actinopteri; Pleuronectiformes; Pleuronectidae
Gene: polr2k
Product: RNA polymerase II, I and III subunit K
Exons: 4
Coding region: 94-270 (58 amino acids)
Biological process (GO): DNA-templated transcription
Cellular component (GO): RNA polymerase I complex; RNA polymerase II, core complex; RNA polymerase III complex
Molecular function (GO): DNA-directed RNA polymerase activity; zinc ion binding; DNA binding
Source: RefSeq, a predicted model, not a curated record